Messenger RNA from Trichomonas vaginalis G3, 561 nucleotides. RefSeq lists its product as uncharacterized. The record is from RefSeq and is a predicted model, not a curated record. Bases 1 to 561 code for a protein of 186 amino acids. Lineage: Eukaryota; Parabasalia; Trichomonadida; Trichomonadidae. The transcript has a single exon.
AUGGAUGUUAAUCGUUUUCAUUUCAUUGAAGGUGAUACUGAUUCAUCUUAUUGGGCAAUCGCUGGCGACCCAAAUCUUCCUAACACUCAAGCAUUUCAAGCAAUUGUUACUGAUAAACAAUUUUAUGAUAAAAACAUUUACAAAUUCACACCAUUUGAUUUCUUUUGUUUUGAUGAGAAAUUUAAACCUAAAUUAAAGAAUAAAGCUGAAGAAAAAGCACAUGAGAAGAAGUUAUUGGGUUUAGCAAUUGAGAAACAAGGUGAUAACAUGGUUGCUUUAUGCCCCAAGUGUUAUACAUCAUUCAACGGUUCAAUUGAUGGAAGUGAUUUUAAAAAGAUUGCACAAAAAAUGAAAGGAGUUAGUUUACGACAAAAUAAACAAUUAACACUUAAAAAUUAUUUGGAUAUAAUAAAUGAUAAAGUGAUAUUUGAUGGUCAGAAUAUUAAUUUACAACUUAAAAACGGGUCUAUGACCCGCUUAACAAUCGGUAAGACUGCAUUAACAGGAGCACACACUAAGGCUGUAUGUUGUGAAAAUGGAUGUUGUAUGCCAUUUAUUUAA